UACACAAGAGCGUGUUAUCAAUUUAUACGUAGUUACUUUUGUUUUUUGUUAGUACAUAGGUAGAUACAUUAGUAAGAAUGUAGAUAAAUAUAAACUAUAAUAAAAAGCAAGACAGAAAAGACGAACACUUCAAUAUCGUAAAAGGCGUCUUGUUCUACAGGUUUGCAAAAUAAUUUUGGCUUCAGCACUUGAUUUGCCACUAAUACAAGAUAUCAAUAUGCUUCGUAUGACACGGCUGAUGAUGGCAGUUGUAGUUGGAAUGAUUUUCUUCAACAAUACGGCUUGUGCAUACAAACAAUGUCCACCAGAAGUGUUGAAAUCCCUUCCAUACAUUGUAGAUCAUGCGGUGUGGAGAAGUUGGAAUCAGGCCCUUAUCUUUACUCCUAAAAUUGAAACUGGUUGUCAAAGAGCGAUAUUGCAUUUGGUGAAAUGCUUGGCAAUCAAUGGAGUGGCUUCAGCAUUAAACGUGCGAACUAUUCCGCGUGUACAUAUUAAUAUUGGUGUAUUAAUCUUAUCACCGCAUAUGGUACAGAAUACUACAUCGGACUUAACUAAACUGAUAAAUCAGCUUAACGGUUGGAAAUUAAACCAUGCUUCAGCUGAUUGGUUAAUAUCAGUGAGAUCAGUAAUCGACUUUAAGGAAAUAAAUAACGUAUUAAAUGUAACAGAUUUGCGUUUCGAUCAAAAUAUUCUCGUUUCAUAUUAUUACAACACAGCUCGGAGUACUGGCAAGUUAAAUGUCUGUAAAGAUAAUUUUAUUUAUCACAAAUUUCCUCGUUCCAAAAAUGUUAACGACGCAAAUAGGAAAUAUAAUAAUACAUGUCUUAAUGAACACAACCAAACUUAUAAUUGCAUUUAUAAUGAGUUUGAGAAAAAUUAUUACCGAACUUCGAAAAGGUACUUUAAUAUUGCCAGAAAUAAGAUAUUAAAACGAAAUGGUACUGCAAUUCGACUAUUACAAUCCGGGAAUGUUGGCGUUGAUUAUACAAGAACUUUCAAAGUGUUAAAUGUAAGUGGAAUGUCAUUGCAAGGCUUUAUUAAGUUAUGGAGAGGAGCUCGUUAUCCAAAACAACAAGGGAUUCAUGUUUUACAAUUCUUCAAAAUUAGAUUGAAUUCUACUUUAUACGCUUCAUACUUAGGACAUUGGGAUGGACAACAAUCCAUGGCACUAAUGGAAAUGCCGUAUCCAGUGGAAGCUCGCAACUUUAUGGGUGAAACGCUCAUUGUUGGUCGACGUAAUUGUUCUGUCGAUGAUAAUUCAGCGCUGGACGAAGAGAAUGCCUCAGCGCCAGAACUGUUAAACGAUUUGCUUUUCUUUUUAACAGUUAAGAUGAACGGAACGUCAUUGACUCGAUAUUACAGUAAAUUGGGAUUCCGUACAUAUGAGGGGGUGUGGUCUGGCUUGCUUGGGGCGCUUCUUGACCGUUCUGUGGACAUUGCUUUAGAACCCGUUACCGAUCAACCCUCGCGUCAGCAAGAUAUGGACUUUAUUUUUCCAAUUGCUGAGACUAUGUACAACAUCUACAUUCGAAAUCAGGAGACCUCCUCUGUGCGAGAUAUAUUCCUGGCGCCAUUCAGUCCACGUCUCAUUAUAUGUGUUGUGGCAGUUGUAGUUAUAGCCGCUAUAGCCAUAGUACUUGUAUGUAAAUUAUCGAAUAAUAAUCCGAAGAAUAAAUCUCAUAAAAUGAGCUGUACCGAGGCGCUCAUUUGGUCAACGGGAAUUCUUUGUCAACAAGGUGGUACACGGACACCAUCGAACCCAGCGGCCAGUAUUUUGCUGAUCGUGUGUCUUUUCUUCGCGGUAGUGACGUAUAAUGCGUAUGCGGCGUUUAUUACAUCAGUUUUAUCUGUUCGCGUCGCAAAUGUCGGCACAGUCGCUGAUGUGUUGCAGUCACCUAAUAUGAAAAUUGGAUACAUACGAAACGGGGCAGAUCAAACAUAUUUGAUGUCUACGAAAGAUGUGCAACUGAAUGCGUUUUACAUACGUGGGUAUUCGGAAGCAGAGAACCUAGUAUCGUCAGCAGAAGAGGGUCUGGCGCGUGCUGCGAGCCAGGAUUACGCCUUCUUUGCGGAACAACGCUCUGCACGAUCUACUCUUACAUCGCUCAGUCAAGCCCGUGGUCGCUGCGCUUUACGCGAAUUACCAGUACAUUCCACACGAUCUCAACUGUCCUUCCCAUUGCCAAGGAGAUCACCGUAUUCAAAACCUAUACUUGUCAGCCUGCUUCAGUUACGUAGUAGUGGAACUCUCUCGAAACUGGCUGCUACGUUAGUUCCAGCUAUGCCAGAAUGUGCUCCUCCAUCUGGUUUCGCUUCAGCAAGAGCAGCUGACGUCAGGACGGCCUUUCUUGUUAUCAUUACUGGAUUAAUUGCUGCUCUUUUAGUCGGUAUUGGGGAAUAUUGUUGGAAGAAUCGGAAACAAAAUAGGAUAGCAUUAAACAAAUGUUAUUAUCGUUUCUGGAAUUUACUUUGGUAGGUGUUUUAAUUAUUGACUCUUGAAUGCAGGAUAUUAUAUCAAUAAAUGUACCGAUUAUUAUAAGGAGUGUCUAAGAUUGUUGAUGUGUUAAAGAUAAUGAAUAUUAACUUAAUUUAUAAAUAAAAAAACAUACGUAGACAACAAGUCUUUGUACUAGAUAUUAUAUUUAAACAAAGUUUCUAAAUAACAUAAUUUAAUUAAUCUAUUGUUCUAGUU
Molecule: messenger RNA, 2692 nt
Organism: Colias croceus (clouded yellow)
Lineage: Eukaryota; Metazoa; Arthropoda; Insecta; Lepidoptera; Pieridae
Product: glutamate receptor 2-like
Exons: 11
Coding region: 218-2476 (752 amino acids)
Cellular component (GO): membrane
Molecular function (GO): ligand-gated monoatomic ion channel activity
Source: RefSeq, a predicted model, not a curated record